AAAGUUAUUCCCUUUGACACCUCGCGUUCCUCUAGGGCUGCUUUUUAUAGGAACUGCGGGCUGCGGCGGCCGAGGGAAUCAUAGCCGCGUUAAUUUGGCAGUCAAUUGACGGACUCGAAAGGUUCAUUAACUAAAUUUGAAUUUCCCCUGUCCAUAAAAGAGUAGGUCGAGCAUCUUCCCCGAUUAGCAUCCUUCUCGUACUAUCUAUACCUCUCACAACCUCGGAAGAUAUCGGAAUGUCAGGAGCGAACCAGGAGGAAGAAAGGAAGCCUGAUCAGGGCGGAGCGCACAUAAAUCUGAAGGUUAAGGGGCAGGAUGGCAAUGAGGUGUUUUUCAGGAUUAAGCGCAGCACUCAACUUAAAAAACUCAUGAACGCCUACUGUGAUCGCCAGUCGGUUGAUUUGAACUCCAUCGCCUUCCUCUUUGAUGGCCGUAGGCUUCGCGGCGAGCAGACUCCAGAUGAGCUGGAGAUGGAAGAUGGAGAUGAAAUUGAUGCCAUGCUUCACCAAACCGGCGGGUAACUAUUUAUAUUUCUGAUUUGAGAGGCGUUCUUUGGCUUGGCAGUAUUUUGUAUAUUUCAUUGGGUUUGAUAUAAAUGAACACACAAAAAACUAAUACAAUAUACUAUUGUGAGUUUUGGCCAAGCUGAGGAGCAAUCUGAAAACUGAUAAAUCAGAAUUUGGAUGAGAAGAUUAUUGUGUUUUUACCACUGUUUGUUGUUUUUUUUUUCUAAACUCAAGUUUUUUGCCAUGAAUGCUGAUUCUUAAGUGAAAUGAUGCAGAUGUUUUUUUGCAAGAUAGAAAA
Phalaenopsis equestris is the source of this 804-nucleotide messenger RNA. Its product is annotated as small ubiquitin-related modifier 1. The record is from RefSeq and is a predicted model, not a curated record. Lineage: Eukaryota; Viridiplantae; Streptophyta; Magnoliopsida; Asparagales; Orchidaceae. Bases 237 to 521 code for a protein of 94 amino acids. Gene Ontology annotation, cellular component: nucleus. Gene Ontology annotation, molecular function: protein tag activity; ubiquitin-like protein ligase binding. The transcript has 3 exons. Gene Ontology annotation, biological process: protein sumoylation.